UUUAUGUAUAAAUAAAAAAAGUAAACAAAAGAUGAAUUUCGUUCAUUUCUCUUCUCGAAAAAUGAAAAACUGUGUGGAUGGAUUUAUUACGUGACAUACAUAGUGGUUUGGAACCACCUGUGAAAUAUUCUAAAAUUUCAUUUAUACGAGGAAGUUAUUCUUAUUAUCAUUAUCUUUGUGAUAAAACCGAUGACAAGGGCUGGGGGUGUGGCUAUAGAACCUUACAGACUAUUUGCUCUUGGAUUAUAGAACAACAAAAACAAAAACGAUUUAUGAAGGUUCCAUCAAUAAAAGAAAUCCAAAGAGCUCUAGUAGAAAUCGGAGAUAAAGAAGAUGAUUUUAUUGAAUCAAAGGAAUGGAUUGGAACUGUUGAAGUAGCAUAUGUUAUUGAUCAUAUUUAUGAAAUUCCAUGUAGAAUAAUGCACAACAGGUCUCUAAAAGAUUUAAAAGAUCAAGCCAACAAUAUUUUGCAACAUUUUGAAGAGUAUGGUUCUCCUAUUAUGAUGGGAGGUGAUCGGGAUUGCUCCUCUAAGGGCAUACUUGGAAUCUGUGAAAAUCAAGAUGAGAUUUAUCUUUUAAUUCUGGACCCUCAUUUUUGUGGUAAAGCUGUUAGUAAAAAAUUUCUACAAGAAACUGGAUGGAUAACAUGGCAAAAUAUUAAUUCACUUGACCAUAGCUCCUUUUACAAUUUAUGUUGUCCAUUAAUAAAAACUUCUUAGAAAUUC
This is a messenger RNA of Parasteatoda tepidariorum (common house spider), 725 nucleotides long. It is a transcript of the gene Ufsp1, whose product is annotated as UFM1 specific peptidase 1. Gene Ontology annotation, molecular function: deUFMylase activity. Lineage: Eukaryota; Metazoa; Arthropoda; Arachnida; Araneae; Theridiidae. The record is from RefSeq and is a predicted model, not a curated record.